Messenger RNA from Notechis scutatus (mainland tiger snake), 1341 nucleotides. The record is from RefSeq and is a predicted model, not a curated record. NCBI's taxonomy places the organism in Eukaryota, Metazoa, Chordata, Lepidosauria, Squamata, Elapidae.
AUGGUUUUAAAAAGUGUUCAGGCAUUUGCUCGCAGAGCUGGUUGUGGUGGGGGAGGUGCAGGGGAGGUGGGACUGCAGCCUGGGCUGGCCUCAUUUGAGCUUGUUCCCAAACCCAUCCUCUGCCUGGAUAAAAUGCCCAUCCUGGAGGGAUUUGGUCAGCUGGAGGAUCCUGCACCAACUAACACUGUGUUCCUGAUCAAUGAUCUCAAACUUCCCAUCACCACCCUUAAUAUCGCUGCCCUCUCUGCAGGGACAAGUGUGGUACCUCAAGGUUCUGUCUUGGGCUCAGGAUUCUCCAACAUCUUCAUAAAUGAUGGAGGGAUGAGGGGAUUGAAGGGCCACUCACCAUAUUUGCAGAUGACAGCAUGUGAAGGAGAAUUUCUAACACUUUGGAAGGAAACGGAAAAAUGGGGAAAUGGGACCACAGUGACCGAAUUUGUGCUUCUUGGGCUCUCUACAAACUUCAGAGUUCGUGCUGGAUUGUUUGUCCUCUUCUUGGUUAUCUAUCUCAUUGCUGUAGCCGGCAAUGGCCUCAUAUUGAUGCUGAUUAUCGUAGACUCCCACCUCCACACACCCAUGUAUUUUUUCCUUAGCAACCUCUCCUUUAUUGACAUCAGCUAUAUCACCACCUCUGUCCCACAGAUGCUGGUCCACUGCUUCAUGGACAGGCCUACUAUCCCACUGGGCAGAUGUUUUGCUCAGAUGUCUAGUGCUCUCCUUUUAGGUGUUGUGGAGUGUCUUUUGUUAGCUGUGAUGGCUUACGACCGCUUUGUGGCAAUAUGCUAUCCUCUGAGCUACAACCUGAUCAUGAGUCGCAAUUUAUGCAUCCAGUUGUCUGCGAGUGUGUGGGUCAGUGGCUUCCUUUUGACUAUUAUACCCUUUUUCACCAUGCAGGCAACUUUGUGUGGGCCAAACGUGGUGAAUCAUUUCAAGUGUGAACUGCAGGCAGUGUUGAAAGUAACUUGCUCUGACACCCAUGCUAAUGGAAUUACCCUGAUAAUUACCAGUGUCUUCACCCUAGCAUUACCCUUCUUCUUUAUCGUGGUCACGUAUGGCCGUAUAGGAUGCACUGUUUUGCAUAUCCAUUCAACACAAGGUCGGAGCAAAGCCUUGUCCACCUGUGGAUCUCAUCUCACUGUAGUGAGCAUUUAUUAUGGCACCCUCCUGGCCAUGUAUUUGAGGCCUCAGGCCAAGACAUUCUCCAAUAGGGAAAAAGUAGUGGCAGUUUUUUAUAGUCUUGUGAUCCCCAUGUUAAACCCCAUCAUUUAUAGCCUGAGGAACAGGGAUGUGAAGGGAGCCUUCUGCAGACUGGCUGGGAAGAAAGUAGAGGAACCAGGUUGA